Messenger RNA from Musa acuminata AAA Group (dessert banana), 948 nucleotides. RefSeq names its product ras-related protein RIC2. NCBI's taxonomy places the organism in Eukaryota, Viridiplantae, Streptophyta, Magnoliopsida, Zingiberales, Musaceae. The coding region runs from base 129 to 782 and encodes 217 amino acids. Gene Ontology annotation, molecular function: GTPase activity; GTP binding. Gene Ontology annotation, cellular component: endosome. The transcript has 2 exons. Gene Ontology annotation, biological process: vesicle-mediated transport. The record is from RefSeq and is a predicted model, not a curated record.
GGAGAUCAACAACGCAGCAGCGCCAAAAAGAGGUCGCUUCAGACCGCGGGGGAAGGAUUUAGAUCCGAGCUCCGCCCAAAGGUCUCAGCGAGCCUCUUCCUCUUCCUCUUCCUCUUGUUGUUCUUGUGAUGGCGGCGUACCGGGCGGAGGACGACUACGACUACCUGUUCAAGGUGGUGCUCAUCGGCGACUCCGGGGUGGGCAAGUCCAACCUGCUCUCCCGCUUCACCCGCAACGAGUUCAGCCUCGAGUCCAAGUCCACCAUCGGCGUCGAGUUCGCCACCCGCAGCUUGACCGUCGACGGCAAGGUCGUCAAGGCCCAGAUCUGGGACACCGCCGGCCAGGAGAGGUACCGUGCCAUCACAAGUGCUUACUACAGGGGAGCUAUAGGUGCAUUGCUAGUCUAUGAUGUUACAAGGCAUGCUACAUUUGAAAAUGUUGAACGCUGGCUGAAGGAGUUGAGGGGCCAUACAGAUCCUAACAUAGUUGUGAUGCUUAUUGGGAACAAGUCGGAUCUCCGUCACCUUGUCGCUGUACCAACUGAAGAUGGUGAGGCUUAUGCAGAGAGGGAAUCACUCUAUUUCAUGGAGACUUCUGCACUAGAAGCAACAAAUGUGGAGAAUGCAUUUGCAGAGGUUUUGACUCAAAUUUACCGCAUCGUGAGCAAGAAGGCUGUCGAGGCAGGUGAUGAUGCAACAUCUACUGUCCCCAGUAAGGGAGAGAGAAUAAAUGUGAAAGAUGAUGUUUCUGCGCUUAAAAGAGUUGGCUGCUGCUCCAGUUAGGUAACUGUUGUGUUGCCACUGCUACUUUCUGUUCUUGAUGCCUGUUGUACUUCUUUCCAUGUAACCCUGGAUCUGUUCCUUUCUUUGAAAUUUAGACUAUUAUUUUUGUAUCACUCUAUUGUGUUGUUUUGGAAAUCAACAUGGAAUGCUUUAUCGGAUUGUUCCA